Pestalotiopsis fici W106-1 is the source of this 405-nucleotide messenger RNA. RefSeq lists its product as uncharacterized. The transcript has a single exon. NCBI's taxonomy places the organism in Eukaryota, Fungi, Ascomycota, Sordariomycetes, Amphisphaeriales, Sporocadaceae. Gene Ontology annotation, molecular function: acyltransferase activity, transferring groups other than amino-acyl groups. The record is from RefSeq and is a predicted model, not a curated record. The coding region runs from base 1 to 405 and encodes 134 amino acids.
AUGGAAAUUCGGGAGAUCGCGGCGGCGGAUACCCACGACUUACGGCACAGGAUAUUAUGGCCUGAUCGACCCUUGGACUAUGUGAAGCUGGAGGAGGACGAAACGGGUCGACACUUUGGGACCUUCAUGGAUGGGCGCAUCGUGAGCGUCAUUUCCCUCUUCCAAAAGGCCGACGACGCUCGCUUCCGAAAGUUUGCUACCGAUUCAUCAUGGCAGGGGAAGGGCAUUGGGUCGGCACUGCUCCAGUAUACAAUUGAGGAAGCAAGGAAGACAGGCGCUCGUGUUAUUUGGUGUGAUGCCCGGAGCUCCGCGCUUCCCUUUUACCAGCGAUUCGGGAUGGAGGCUGAAGGAGAGGUAUUUUACAAAGGUGGACUGCCAUAUUUGGUGAUGCGCCGGACACUUUGA